Molecule: messenger RNA, 950 nt
Organism: Nelumbo nucifera (sacred lotus)
Lineage: Eukaryota; Viridiplantae; Streptophyta; Magnoliopsida; Proteales; Nelumbonaceae
Source: RefSeq, a predicted model, not a curated record
CAAAUCAGAAAGAUCGUUGUCGAUCCAAUUAAAUCUGCUCUACUCCCUAUAAAUACUUGGCGAAAGCCUUGAAUCCAAUUCAGCCAAAGACCAAAAUCCAAUCCCAAAUUCUACAAACAAAGAUCUCAUCGCCAAGAUCUCUUCAGAGCGACCCCAGAAAGGAACGGAUGUGCUUGGUGGCUGUGUGCGAUAAACAAGAGAAGGUGUUGCAGACACAGACAGCUCCCGGUGAGUGUCCGUAUUGUGGAGGAAAGGUGAAAGCCGUGGACGUUGAAAGCCAAUGGAGGCUGUGUUUACUGCCUCUUUGCUUUAAUCCCAAGAGGAAGUUCUUCUGCAACAUGUGCAACAGACGCUUGGUUAUCUACCAUGGGGAAGGUUGAAUUGAGGGAAACAUGAUCAGGUCGUUGACAGGACUGAAAUGCAUCUGCUGGUUUAGUUUUUGCUGGCUGAAGACAUUAAUAUGUGAAGUGAGUUCUUAUUGGGUAUCCCAAUUCAAGGCUCCAGAUUGUUGAAUCUGAUCAGAACCGAGAAGAGAUGAUAACCCAGAUGAUUUUUUCUUAAUUUCCGCCUCUUAUUCACUAUGUAUCAGUGAAGAGGAAGAAGAAGCUUUCUUUUGGUUGCUGCUGCUUUUCUUUAAGGAAUAGAUGGGUGCCGUUGAUGAGCUGCUUCAGUUUGCUACUUCCAUUCCAUCUCUUUCUUUCAGUCUCUGUGGAAUAGAGGGCUUUAAAUUGUUAUAUCUGCAUUUUAAUUCUUUCCAUCUUUCUCAUUACUCUUAACAAAGUCUGCACUGAAUCAAGGAGCAGCCAUUUGUGGAAAUCGUUUGAGGUUCGAGGGUAUAGAUAAAAUGGGUUCGUGAAACCCAUUUGACUUCUGCUUUUCUAAUCUCUUUCUCAGUAAAUCUUACCAAAAUAAUGCAUGAAAAUUAAGAUUUCAUAUGUUCCAUUUACUAA